AUGACAAACCAGACCUACAUAACACCCGUGAGCGCACGUCAGGACUGUCACGGGCUAAGGUCCCCAGCAUUGGACUGUUCCCGGCCACCGGCCCAGCAGGUGUGCCCCGCGAACUACUCCGACAACCCUUAUACGACUGCCGUAAGUGAAGAGGCUACGCUCGCGCUUCUGCGCAAUUCUUAUUAUCAACGCCGACAGUCGGUGCUUACUCCACCCCAGGUCUCCCCCUUUGCCUACCCGGCUUCCUGCGAGCCCAACCUCCUCACGCCCAUCUCCUCCGCGAGCUCGCCUCCUAUGCAACACACGGCGAAGCUGGCCCAGCACUACACCGCAUCCCCUACCGGCUCGGGUCACCAGCAGCCCACGCCCCCGGCAACCACGCAGAUGUAUUGGGCUUCCACGUUUGACGUGAGCACAACCACUAGCCAGUCCGGCUCCCCUAUGCCCACCGGCCCCCAGGAGAGCACAGAAGAGCAAGGACAUUUCAACAUGGCGUACGUGACGGGCGAUCCCGGCCAAGACGAAAUUCCCGAGCCUCCCGCCCCAUACUUUGGCCAUUUUGGCGUCUCGGAAAGCCGGAUCCAGACAGACGAGGACUUUUACCCUGGCAUUGGCAUCCACCCCCAGAUGAUGGAGCGGCACUCUCAUCCUCAGAUCUCGCCUCCUCGCAGCAAAAUCGCCGAGGGCAAGGUCCAGAAAAAGGCCAGCAAGCCAAAGGCGAGACCCGCCGCGCGUCCAGAGCGCCUGGAGCCCAGCGACCAGAUGCAGUUCAAGCCGGAGAUCCCAGAAGAGGAGCGCUAUCUCUUGGAACUGAGAAUGAAGUUCAAGGACACCAAGGGGAAGACCAUGUGGGACCAGAUCGGAGACGCCUUUGCGGCACGCUUCGGCAAGAAGCCCGAAAAGGCGGCUCUGCAGAUGAAGCUUACGCGGGCGAAACAACGAUGGGAAGAUCUACUGCGAGAGCUCUACUUCGAAGACGAGAAGGAGAGGUACCAGCGAAUAGCGGGCAAGUUCAACGAGCGCGGGGGCGGGGCAAACCUUGGCUUCAACGCCAACAACAUUGAGUGCAAGCUCGUAGAGAUGGGCCUCGAGGAUCUUUGGCUGAACCCGGACACCAAAGCCCGCUCUCGACGCCGACCGGCGAAAGAGCGCGGCGGCAGAGGUGCCUCGGGCAGGAUCGAGUUCGAGGUCCGUCGUCAGCAGCAGCCAAUGCACUCCUUUACGACGGAAAUGACGGAUGCACAACGGGAGGAGCUGUAUCGGCAAGUCGACGACCGCACCGCGGUAGAUACUAGCAAUACGGUGACAGAAGAGAGCAGCACUGCCUACCAGCCAAGCAUGGGUGGACUACAGACGACGGCCGGGCUCCAACAUCCCGUAAAUCCAAUCAAUCAGUAUUACUCUCAACAUCCUUGUUAG
Molecule: messenger RNA, 1419 nt
Organism: Parascedosporium putredinis
Lineage: Eukaryota; Fungi; Ascomycota; Sordariomycetes; Microascales; Microascaceae
Source: the annotation of a GenBank genome assembly